Halteromyces radiatus is the source of this 1030-nucleotide messenger RNA. RefSeq names its product Calcipressin-domain-containing protein. The record is from RefSeq and is a predicted model, not a curated record. Gene Ontology annotation, biological process: calcium-mediated signaling. Lineage: Eukaryota; Fungi; Mucoromycota; Mucoromycetes; Mucorales; Cunninghamellaceae. Gene Ontology annotation, molecular function: nucleic acid binding; calcium-dependent protein serine/threonine phosphatase regulator activity. Gene Ontology annotation, cellular component: cytoplasm; nucleus. The transcript has 2 exons. Bases 75 to 890 code for a protein of 271 amino acids.
GUAUUCUUUGUCUCUCUCAGAAACACUCCAUAUAUAUAUCUUGUAUUUAUUGAAAUAUCAUACAUUAUCUAAACAUGGCAAAUUCCAUCGCAACCAAUACACUAGUCAUUCCAAAUAUUCCUAAACUCUUCUUUACUAGCCAAGAUGCCAUAGAUACCAUUCGAUCCAUGUGGGAAGACUUUGGUGAACUUCAUCAAAUGAUUCCAAUGAAAGGAUUUAGACGUUUGAUGGUCAUUUAUCUCGAUACCCAACAUGCUAUAGCUGCCAAGAAUUAUAUGGAUCAUCGUAUUCUUUAUUGGCAAGAGAUUGACAAUACAAUGCACAUUGUUGGAUUGGAAACUACAAGUGACAAGGACAUAUCAAAUGAUUUACCUUUAUAUGAAAUGGAAGCUCGGGUAUACUUUGGCCAACACAAUCCUAUCAAUCCUGACCCAGCAUCAUUUUCAUUACAAGUUCCCGACCUUGGAAGAAACCUACUUAUCUCACCACCAGGUGAUCCUUGCAAUCAAUGGGAACAACGAGCAGAAUCACCACCCAACAAGGCGAUUUUGGCAUCUGAUUUAUUACGAGCAUUGACGACAGUGGACGAACAAGGUGAUGAAGAUGAUUUGGAUAUGUUGGAUGAUUUUCAACUGGAUGAUGGUCCAAUAACAAAAAUGCCUUCGACUGAUACCGAUACGGAUGACAUUCCGGCCAUGCAAGUAGUAUCUUCACCUUUGUCUUCUACAUCAUCUUCUCCUCGAUUGGAAACACCUACUUUACAACUCUCUUUUGAUCAUGACUCAUUACCUACUAUUCGAAUUCAAGACAUGGAUGGUUCAUUACUCACACAACAUCAUCAAAAAACCAAUCGACCUUCUGCUACUGCUCGUCCACCUAUUCGGUCUUGAUUUGGAUUCUAUCUUAAUUUUAGGUUUCCCCUUUGUUGUUUAUUCUCAUCAUUGUCCUAUUAUUAUACUUAUACAUAUACUUGUUUUUUUUUAUUUAGUCGUCAAUAAAAAUAUGGCUUUCAUCCUGAAACACUUUUGUA